UGCGCAUGCGUCUGCAAUGCUCUGAGACGUUUUGUGUUAGUGCAUACUUUCGCGUUGUGAGUCGGCAAAAAGGGAAAGCUGCAAAACUUCUUUCAAGAUAGUUCGAUAUUUAAGAAUUUUUCAGAUCGUGAUUCAACAUCGAGCGAUGUUGAGCACAGGAAAAAAGCCAUUUCGCCGGCUGCCCACAGAUGUUCAGCCCUAUCAUUAUAAUAUUGUUUUGUCACCCAAUCUGAAAACUUUUGUCUUCGACGGCAAGGAAGAUGUGCACAUUGACAUAAAAAAAUCCACAGACACAAUUGUUUUAAAUUCGUUGGAUAUUGAUAUAAAAACUGCAUGUUUCAAAGAAGAAAAACAUGGAAAAAUUAUUGGAACAAAACAGAUUGAAGUCUGUGAACCUAAGGAAACAGCUACUUUGGUAUUUAAUGAAAAGUUACCACUGGGCAGAAGUGGAUACCUGAGUUUGGAAUUUGUGGGAGAAAUUAAUGAUAAAAUGAAGGGCUUCUAUAGAAGCAAAUAUGUUGGAACCAAUGGAACUGUUGAACAUGCAGCUGUAACUCAAUUCGAGCCAACAGAUGCUAGACGUUGCUUCCCAUGCUGGGAUGAACCAGCACACAAAGCCACGUUUGAUAUUACUCUAAAUGUACCAUCAGGUCUUACAGCACUUUCCAAUAUGCCUAUUAAAAACAAGGUAGUAAAUGAAUCAACUGAGACUUUAGUAUUUGAGAGGACACCAAUCAUGUCAACAUAUUUAGUAGCAGUGGUAAUUGGUGAAUUCGAUUAUACGGAAGAUACAUCGAGCGACGGUGUACUGGUACGCGUGUACACUCCAAAAUCGAAGAAGGAACAGGGACAAUUCGCGUUAGAGGUCGCAACUAAAGUGUUACCAUAUUACAAAACUUACUUUGGAAUUGCUUACCCGCUCCCAAAAAUUGAUCUUAUCGCAAUCGCCGAUUUCUCAUCCGGAGCUAUGGAAAACUGGGGUCUAGUCACCUACCGUGAAACCUGCCUCUUAGUAGAUCCACAAAAUACAUCCGCUGUUCGAAAACAGUGGAUCGCUUUAGUCGUAGCGCACGAACUGGCGCACCAAUGGUUUGGAAAUCUCGUGACCAUGGAAUGGUGGACCCAUUUGUGGUUGAACGAGGGCUAUGCGUCGUUCGUUGAAUUUUUAUGUGUUGCUCACCUGUUUCCUGAAUACGAUAUUUGGACGCAAUUUGUCACAGACACGUACAUCAGAGCGUUAGAACUGGAUGCUUUGAGGAACAGUCAUCCCAUCGAAGUACAUGUUGGUCAUCCCUCUGAAAUCGAUGAAAUUUUCGAUGACAUCUCUUACAACAAAGGUGCUUGCGUUAUUCGCAUGUUGCACUCUUACAUCGGUGACAAUGAUUUCUGGAAGGGUAUGAACCUGUACCUGAAAAAGCACAGCUACGCCAAUGCGGAAACAGAAGAUCUCUGGGACGCUCUGGAGGAAGCCAGCAACAAAGACGUACGCUCCGUAAUGUCCAGCUGGACUAAGCAACAGGGAUUCCCUGUUGUCAGAGUGCUACAUCGUCAAGAAGGCAACGAUCGAGUUAUAACUCUAACCCAGGAAAGAUUCUUCGCAGAUGGUUCUAUCGAGAUCUUAAACAGUUUGUGGAUCAUACCAAUUACUAUGAGCACAUCGAAGAAUCCGAAGGAGUGUGUACUCAAAGCUCUGUUCGAUGAGAAAACGAAGGAGUUCCGUGUGAAAGAUGUUCCUGCGGACCAUUGGGUGAAAAUCAAUCCCGGAACGAUCGGUUUUUACAGGACUCAUUAUAGUCCAGACGCUCUGCGUCUCUUAUUACCCGCUGUUAAAGAUCAUACAUUACCACCCUUAGAUAGAUUGGGCUUGUUGGACGAUCUGUUUGCCUUGGUACAAGCUGGCCACGCUUCUACCGUAGAAGUACUUAAACUGAUGCAAGCAUUUCAACAGGAGGACAACUACACCGUAUGGUCUAGCAUAGUGAAUAGCUUAGGGAAAAUCGGAGUUCUCGUUUCUCACUUGGACUUCGAGGACUCGUUCAAAGCAUUUGGUCGCAAUCUGAUGCGCGAUAUUACCAACAAACUAGGCUGGAAUCCUAAGCCCAACGAAAGCCAUGUGGACACACUUCUACGAUCCCUUGUAUUAGGUCGCAUGGCAGCAUUGAACGACGAGGACACCAUAGAAGAAGCAAAGAAGAGAUUCGAGUUGCACGUCUCCGGCACCACGCUUCUCUCUGCAGAUCUCCGCAACCCAGUUUAUCGAGCUGUACUCUCUGUCGGCGAUAUUAACACUUACGAGACCAUGUUGAGACUUUAUCGUGAAACAGAUCUUCACGAGGAGAAAGACAGAAUACUGAGAGCUCUAGGAGCGAUCAAAGACGAGACUCUUCUGGCAAAGGUUCUGAACUUCGCCAUGAGCGACGAAGUAAGAGCUCAGGACACGGUCUUCGCCAUCAUGUCUGUGGCGAUGACGUACAAGGGCCGUGUGAUGGCCUGGGACUUCUUCAAGGAGAACUGGAAGACCCUUCUCGAUCGCUACGGUGGCGGUUUCUUGAUUUCGAGACUGGUGAAAUUCACCACGGAGAACUUCGUCACCAAAGAACGGGCCAAAGAUGUGGAGGAAUUUUUCAAGGAUCAUCCAACGCCGGGAACCGAGAGAACGGUCCAACAGAGCAUCGAGUCCAUCAGAGUGAACGUGGAUUGGCUUGCCAGGGAUAAAGACUCUAUCAAGGAAUACCUGACCACUCGCGUUUAUUAGUGACAUAAGUUACUUCUCGCUUUGAGUUCUCGUCUCCACCUUAUUACAGUUUCUGACACAACAGAAAAUCGAAAAAUGCAAUAUCACAUGCCAUUAUGCGAGCGUAUUAAAGAAAACAAGAAAAAAAGGAAAAAAAAAGAAAGAGUUGCUUCGAGUCAAUUUAGGAGAAAAGGAAAAGACAACCAAGAUUCUCAUGUAACACACCGAUAUCUUUCGUAGAGGUUUUUGCGUUUACACAAACACAUACAACGUUUGCUUAAAUGAAUACGCGAUUAUAUACGCAUGUAGCGGUCACUACAAUUCAUGAUAUCCGUGUUACGUUUUCGUCGAUGGCAUUUUUAAAUUGCAGCAUUAUGUACCUAUUUGGCAUUUAUUUUCUCCGUUCCGUGAUACACGGACGCAAUUAUGUUCUCUUCCCCCGAUGAGUACGAUGGCUCAGAUUCCCGCACCGGUGUUUAUCACUUUUGUAUCGUGAGUGAAGUGAGAGAAACCAGAAGAAGAAGAAGAAAAAAGGAAACAAGCGUGUAGCUGCAGAAAUACAUUU
Messenger RNA from Habropoda laboriosa, 3299 nucleotides. It is a transcript of the gene Psa, whose product is annotated as puromycin-sensitive aminopeptidase. Gene Ontology annotation, molecular function: metalloaminopeptidase activity; zinc ion binding; peptide binding. Gene Ontology annotation, cellular component: cytoplasm. NCBI's taxonomy places the organism in Eukaryota, Metazoa, Arthropoda, Insecta, Hymenoptera, Apidae. Bases 146 to 2755 code for a protein of 869 amino acids. The record is from RefSeq and is a predicted model, not a curated record. Gene Ontology annotation, biological process: proteolysis; peptide catabolic process. The transcript is spliced from 4 exons.